Adineta steineri is the source of this 813-nucleotide messenger RNA. The record is from the annotation of a GenBank genome assembly. NCBI's taxonomy places the organism in Eukaryota, Metazoa, Rotifera, Eurotatoria, Adinetida, Adinetidae.
AUGUCUUCCGGUCUAUUUUCAUUUUUGGCUAUGAUGUUCAGGAAGUCCGAAAAAACUAUACAACGACAACAAGAAGAAAAGGAUGCAGAUGCACGCUAUCUUCGGCAAAUAGGCUAUACACAAGAGCUCUAUCGUGGAUUUUCUCCAUUUAUGUCAUUUUCAUUUUGUUUCACAACUGUCAACGUGCUCAUAGGAAUUUCACUUGGUUUCACUUAUCAAAUGAAUAUAGGCGGUCCAGGUGUGGCCAUAUGGAGUUGGAUCAUUGCAUCGUUCUUUACAAUUCUCAUCGGAUUCUCACUAGCAGAAAUAUGUUCAGUCUAUCCUAGUGCAGGUUCUGUCUAUCAUUGGUCCGGUAUGCUUACUCCUCUGCGAUAUGCUCCAUUGGCUUCUUUUAUCUGUGGAUGGUUCAAUUUUUUUGGUAAUGUUACAGGUGAUGCUGCGUAUGCAUCUGCUUUUGCAACCAUGGUGAAUGCUGUAGUUAUACUAAAUGGAAAAUCAUCAUUAAGUACCGGAGAACAAGUAAGCAUUGCUAUAGCAAUUACAUUUGUGUGGACUCUUAUCAAUACUCUACGAAUCGAUAAACAAGGAUGGAUUAAUAAUGUAGCUGCAUUUUUCCAAAUUAGCUCUUUAAUUACUAUCGUCAUUGUUCUUCUUGUUAUGGCUCCAGAACGAGCCUCUGCUAAGGAUGUUUUUACGUCUACCUACAAUGGUACCGGAUUUUCUUUUGGUUAUGUAUACUGUAUUGGAAUACUUUCAACACUUUUUAUAUGCUGCGGUUAUGAAGGUAUAUUAUAUAUCGGCUUAAACGCGUAA